AGUCAAGAAGUACAUAAAAUCUAAAUCAGCAGUCAGCAUCAUGGCCACACCACAAGAAUAUCACCCUCUCCUACCGGAAGUAGUUGGUGAUCAUGAGGGACCUCUGGGGUCCGCCGAGGUGGAAGAGAUCCUGGGGCGAAAGUCAGUGGGAGCGCGGCGGUACGUCCGGCUCUUCGGCUGGGAAUCGAAGCUGCUGUGGAUCCUGUCGGGGUCCUCCAUCGUCGUCUCCAUUUGCAACUACAUGCUCAGUUUCGUGACGCUCUCGUUUGCGGGUCAUUUGAGUGCGCUGGAGCUGGCUGGUGCGUCCAUUGCUAUGGUGGGAGCUCAAGGACUUUCUUAUGGGAUCAUGUUGGGAAUGGCUAGUGCUGUGCAAACUGUUUGCGGCCAAGCAUACGGGGCAAAACAAUAUGGGACAAUGGGCAUUAUUUGCCAGAGGGCAAUAAUCUUGCAUUUGGGAGCAGCUAUUCUCCUCACAUUUCUCUACGUCUACUUCGGGGAAGUCCUAAAACUAAUUGGGCAAGCAGAAGACAUAGCUGCGAAAGGCCAAAUCUUUGUGCGAGGAAUGAUUCCUCAACUCUAUGCAUUUGCCAUAAGUUGCCCCCUUCAGAGGUUCCUUCAAGCACAGAAUAUCGUAAACCCUCUGGCAUACAUGUCCUUCUCUGUGUUCCUUGUUCAUAUUUUUCUCAGUUGGCUAGUAGUUGUCUACUUGGACUAUGGACUCCUUGGAGCAGCUCUUACACUUAGCCUCUCUUGGUGGUUUUUGGUCGUACUGCAAGGACUUUACAUUCUUUUGAGCCCCUCUUGCAAGAAUACUUGGACGGGCUUCUCGGUUAGAGCAGUUCAUGGGAUUUGGCCUUACUUCAAGCUAACUUUUGCUUCUGCGGUUAUGUUGUGUCUAGAGAUAUGGUACGUCCAAGGGCUAGUUCUGGUGUCAGGAUUGCUUCCCAACCCCACCAUCGCGCUAGACUCACUUUCCAUCAGUUUGAAUUACUGGACUUGGGACCUUGAGUUCAUGCUGGGGUUGAGUGCUGCAGUGAGCGUUCGAGUAAGUAAUGAGGUUGGAGCAGGCCAUCCAAUGGUAGCAAAAUUUUCGGUGAUUGUAGUCAACAUGACAACCAUUCUCAUCAGUGCAUUUUUUAGUGCAAUUGUUCUGGUUUUCCGGGUUGGGUUAAGCAAACUCUUUACAAGUGAUGAGGAGGUUAUCGCGGCUGUGUCUAGUUUGACUCCAUUGCUUGCCAUAUCUGUCUUCUUGAACGGUGUUCAACCUAUUCUUUCUGGUGUGGCCAUUGGGAGUGGAUGGCAAGGCGUCGUAGCUUAUGUUAAUCUAACGACUUAUUAUAUUAUUGGUCUGCCUAUUGGAUGUGUUCUUGGCUUCAAAACUAGUUUAGGAGCUGCAGGGAUCUGGUGGGGAAUGAUUCUAGGAGUCAUCCUACAAACAGCUACUCUAAUUUUCAUAACCGCCAGAACAAACUGGAAUGCAGAGGCUGUCAAAGCUAUUGACCGCUUAAAGACGGCUGCAAAAAGCUCGACGUUAGAACGCUUGGUCAGCGUAUGACGAAGGAUUUUCUUCCCGCAAUUUCGGGUGGAGUUUUAUCCUUUGUUGCUUGCGGGAUUUUGUUUUGCGCUUUCGCCGUGUUCCUCUCCCCUGCAUAUCUUUGUGUCCCAUUUUUUCCCCUCUGUAUUAGAUUUCUCUUUUGGGUCCUAUGGAAGAAUGAGGUUUUGAUCCUUGCAGUUUAUUGUAAAGUGCAGCCAAAUAUUAUACAAAGAAGAAGUUCCUUUUUGGCUCU
Messenger RNA from Rhododendron vialii, 1787 nucleotides. Its product is annotated as protein DETOXIFICATION 41-like. Gene Ontology annotation, molecular function: xenobiotic transmembrane transporter activity; antiporter activity. NCBI's taxonomy places the organism in Eukaryota, Viridiplantae, Streptophyta, Magnoliopsida, Ericales, Ericaceae. Gene Ontology annotation, cellular component: vacuolar membrane. The transcript is spliced from 8 exons. The coding region runs from base 41 to 1555 and encodes 504 amino acids. Gene Ontology annotation, biological process: xenobiotic detoxification by transmembrane export across the plasma membrane. The record is from RefSeq and is a predicted model, not a curated record.